Messenger RNA from Entrophospora sp. SA101, 753 nucleotides. Lineage: Eukaryota; Fungi; Glomeromycota; Glomeromycetes; Entrophosporales; Entrophosporaceae. The record is from the annotation of a GenBank genome assembly.
AUGAGUAAAAAAGGGGUUAUUCAUGAUAUUCCAAGAAAUUUAAAAGAAUUAGGUUAUCAGAUAAAUGAGAAGGGACAAUUUCUUACAUUAAAAGGAGAAAUUUAUAACUUUGAAGUAAAAGAAAGAGCAUAUAAUGAAGCUUUAUAUGAUGUUAUAAUUGGUAAUUUACUGUUAUUUAGAAACUUUUUGAUGGAAUGGGUUGAAGAAAGAUUACAGAAUGAUUUUGGAUUACAAGAAAUCUUGUUGCCUAUUAAUGAUGGAUCAAUGAUUUCAUAUGUUAAGCAAGCAAAAGAAAUGGGAUUUCCAGCAAUAAUCAUUAAUCCUAAUGAAGUAUUUUGGUAUAAAGGAAAAGCAGUACACACUUUACCAAAGACAAAUGUGCCAUUUAAAAUAAUCAUGGGAAGUGAGACACCAGAAUCUCAUACCAACUAUGUUUUUGAAAAUUUUGUCAUAGUUUUUGAGCAUGUUGCUAAGAAGUUGGAACAGUUGGAAAAUGGAGCCACAGAAUAUAAUGAUGAAAAUGAAGGAGAUAUAGAGGAUGGAUAUUUGAUUAGUGAAGCUUUAAAACCAAUUGAUUUAGAAAUUAUCAAUGAAUCAGAUUUACAUGCUCAUAAUCAAGCUAUGAAAGAUGUUAGUAGUAAUGAAACACAUUUUGGAACUUAUAUAUGGAUAUACCAAUUACUUGGAGAAUUGAAAAGGGGAGUUCAUGCUUUAUCCAUUAAAGCUAAAACACCAAAAGAAAUAAAUAGAUAA